AUGGCAGACCUUAUUCCUACAUUUUCAGACUUAAGUCUUUACGACAAGCCUGAGUCUCAAGCUUCCAGGUAUCAAAACUUGGUGCAUGAAUACAAAGACGUGUUUCAGGGGGCUCCAGAGUUCAUUGCUAGAGCCCCAGGAAGAGUUAAUCUUAUCGGUGAUCACGUAGAUUACUGUUAUUUCUCUGUUUUGCCAAUGGCCAUAGAAUAUGACGUGAUUGAAGCAAUUGGGAAAUCCAGUGAUUCAAAAGGUCAUUUCAUUCAUCUUGCCAAUACUGAUAAGCGCUUUACCCCUGAAACAAUUGAAUUGCCCAAAGAUGGCUCUAUUAUAGUUAUUGACAAGGAAUCACAUUCAUGGACGAAUUACUACAGAUGCUCAUUGAUAGUGGCUCAGAAAUAUCUUUGGGAGCGGUUUCCAAGCACCAAAGGCCAAUGCUUAAAGAGUAUAAAUGUUGUUAUUGAUGGAACAGUUCCAACUGGAGGGGGACUAUCAUCUUCGGCUGCUCUUUGUGUGGCUUCAACGCUAGGAAUAUUGAAAGCAAAUGGCGUGGAAAACAUUACAAAGAAGGAUUUGACUCGCAUCACUGUUGUUUCUGAGCACUACGUGGGAUUAAAUAACGGAGGAAUGGAUCAAUGUGCUUCUGUCUGUGGUGAAAAAGGCAAGGUUCUUUUCAUAGAGUUUCAACCAGAAUUGAGAGCAACUCCUUACUCAAUCCCUGAGAUCCAUCCUCCACUUAAGCCAUUAUCAUUUUUAAUUACCAAUACACUUGUUGAAUCGAACAAAAAUGAAUCUGCACCUGUCAAUUACAACCUCAGAGUGGUUGAAAUGGCAAUCGGUGCAGAAUUUUUGGCACGCCUCAAUGGUAUUACUUUGCCAAAAAAUUCAAAUCUUAAUACGGGUACAUUGAGGGGGUUUAUGGAUACCUAUUUUGUUGAAAAGAGGCAUCUUUCUAGGUGGAAUGGCAGAGACAUUAGACUGGGAAUACAGCGUUUGCAAGAAUUAUCUCAAAAGAUUGAAACAUGGUUCACUGAUUCUCAAAAAAUAGGCUUCACUACAGAAGAGGCGGCCGACAGACUUGGAUUAUCAAAGGAUGAGUUCACUGAAAAGUAUUUGACGACAUUCCCUGUUAAAUACGAGAAAUUGAAGAUUUAUCAAAGAACAAAGCAUGUUUUUGAUGAGGCUAGACGUGUUCUUGAAACUCUACGCUUAUUCACUGAUUCUAAUGCCUCGGAAAAUUCCUCAAACUUUCUUAAACGUUUUGGAGAAAUUAUGGAUCAGUCCCAGCUUUCUUUAAAGACUCUUCUAAUGAACUCGACCGAUGAAUGCGAUGAACUUUGCAGAAUAGCAAGAAAAAAUGGGUCAUUAGGAUCAAGAAUUACUGGUGCAGGUUGGGGUGGUUCUUUGGUUCAUUUCACGACUGAGGACAAAUUGGAUGGGCUCAUUAAUGCUUUAGUAGAGCAAUAUUAUAAGAAGCAUUUUCCAAACAUUACUGAAGAAGAGAUAUCGCAUGCAGUUGUAGUUACGAAGCCCGCAGUUGGAAGUUGUAUUGUGAAUCAGAUUGAAUUUUAA
Brettanomyces bruxellensis is the source of this 1569-nucleotide messenger RNA. RefSeq lists its product as uncharacterized. The record is from RefSeq and is a predicted model, not a curated record. The coding region runs from base 1 to 1569 and encodes 522 amino acids. The transcript has a single exon. Gene Ontology annotation, biological process: carbohydrate phosphorylation; galactose metabolic process. Lineage: Eukaryota; Fungi; Ascomycota; Pichiomycetes; Pichiales; Pichiaceae. Gene Ontology annotation, cellular component: cytosol; cytoplasm. Gene Ontology annotation, molecular function: galactokinase activity; ATP binding.